AUGGCAGACCCCAGGGUUUUUGAUGUUGUUGUCAUUGGUGGUGGUCCAGUUGGACUGGCCGCCGGAUACGAGGUGGCUAAGGCAGGCAAAGAUGUGAUAAUUCUUGAACAGAAUAACUUCUUCAACCAAGCCGGUAGCUCUGGAGACUUGGCUCGCAUGUUCCGUACCAUGUACACCGAAGAAUUCAUGGCCGAGCUUGCUACCCACGCCAUGAAGCAUUGGGAUGCCCUUGAGAAAGAUGCUGGGGUGUCACUUCGAUGGAUGGGUGGACUUCUCAACUUUGGCGAUAAAGACAUGGGCAGUGAUACACCUGAGGGAACCUUGUUGGGGCCCGAGGACAACUUAAAGAAGUUUAAUAUGUCCUAUAAGAAGUUGACUGCGGCAGAGAUCGAGGAGCAGUAUCCUUUCAAGCAACUGAAACCCGAAUGGGAGGGGCUCUUUGCUCCCGACAAUGGCGUAAUUAAUGUGCAACUGCUUCUACGCACUCUGUACGGCCUGGCAAAGGACUAUGGUGCCAAAGCCAAACAACACACCCAUGUCAAGCAGGUUUGUCCUCUAGACAAGGACAAGUCUAUCUGGGAGGUUCAUGCCACUGUUCACGACACCCCCAUCACGUACCUAACCAAGAAGAUUAUCAUCACAAGCGGCAGCUAUGUCAACCACGUACUCAAGCCAAGCUUUGGUAUCUCCUUGAGGCUUGAGAUAUGGGAAAUGGUAGCAACCUACUUUAACACUAACGCAGGACCAAACGGUACCAUCUUUCCUAGUAUGUGGUUUCAGUUCGCACCUUCAGUAGAUAAAAGAUCUCGCCUCUUCUAUGGCUUCCCGACUCUCCCUUGGGGGCCACCUAAUGUUGUCCGAAUCUCCGUUGAUGCCGCCACUCGUAUCAUCACCGAUCCAAGCCAGCGCCAAGCUAGUGUGUUUGACCCUCAAGACAUUAAAGACACUCAAGACUUUGUGAGAGACCACGUCGUUGGUGUCGAUGCUACUGUUCCUGCCUCCACUGUCAGCUGUCUCCAGACAAACGUCUUUGAUAAUAUGUUUGUGUUGGACUUUCUGCCCGAAAAGUACCUCCAGGGAGGUCCCGAGAAGAGCAUCGCCAUAUUCACUGCUGGCUGGGCGAUGAAGUUUGUGCCGACACUGGGCAAAGCGCUUUCUGAGAUGGUGUUGCAGGGUAAUUCGGAGUUCAAGAAGGAUGAGUUCUCCAUUACCCGCACUAAUAAAGACGGUCCCAGUAUCAUUGACGAAGAGGGAAAGUCUGUUGCUGCGUCGAAUGGAACUGCUGCAGCGAGAUCAUUCUCCCACACUGAGUCCAAGCAGGCUCAAGGUUCUUCGCGCACGAUGAGGGAAAAAGCGAGUAUUUAG
This is a messenger RNA of Fusarium sp. VM40, 1365 nucleotides long. Lineage: Eukaryota; Fungi; Ascomycota; Sordariomycetes; Hypocreales; Nectriaceae. The record is from the annotation of a GenBank genome assembly.